This is a messenger RNA of Hyla sarda, 4067 nucleotides long. RefSeq names its product structural maintenance of chromosomes 1B (gene SMC1B). Gene Ontology annotation, cellular component: cohesin complex; nucleus; chromosome. Gene Ontology annotation, biological process: sister chromatid cohesion. NCBI's taxonomy places the organism in Eukaryota, Metazoa, Chordata, Amphibia, Anura, Hylidae. The record is from RefSeq and is a predicted model, not a curated record. Gene Ontology annotation, molecular function: protein binding; ATP binding; DNA binding. Bases 132 to 3833 code for a protein of 1233 amino acids. The transcript is spliced from 25 exons.
AGGAAGGUGGGAGAUCUCGGGAGAUGUGUCCGCGCAUGCGCUCUGAGCUUUAGGGAAGGCGUGGCUUUACCUCAGCGCGGCUUGGCGGGAAAAGGUGGAAGUUUCUAGAUAGCGGCCGCCAUCGUUCAGUCAUGGGCUUCCUCCACCUUCUCAUACUGGAGAACUUUAAGUCAUGGCGGGGGCGGCAGAUCAUAGGGCCCUUCAAAAGGUUCAAUUGUAUAAUCGGCCCCAAUGGUUCAGGAAAAUCAAAUGUAAUGGAUGCGAUUAGUUUCGUGAUUGGAGAGAGAACGGCUAACCUGAGAGUAAAGAGCAUCCGGGAACUCAUCCACGGGGCAAACAUAGGGCAACCGGUGUCCUCCAGCGCCAGCGUCCACCUGGUAUAUGGUGAGGAGAACGGGGAGGAGAAGACCUUCUCCAGGAUUAUUGUAGGGAAUUCUUCUGAUUAUCGACUGAAUAAUAAGUCGGUGGGACGUGCAGCCUACAUUUUGGAGCUAGAACGAAUAGGAAUCAUUGUAAAAGCAAGGAACUGUCUCGUGUUUCAGGGAGAGGUGGAGUCUAUUGCCAUGAAGAAGCCUAAAGAAAGAACCCAUCUUUUCGAACAAAUAAGCACCUCCUUAGAAUUUGCCGAAGAGUACGAGAAAAAGAAAAAAGUGAUGCUACAGGCUGAAGAAGAUGCACAGUUCAGCUACAGCAAAAGGAAGAACGCAGCAGUGGAGCGAAGGCAGGCCAAGCUAGAAAAGGAAGAGGCUCACGCCUAUAAGAAAUUACAACAACAAGUGCGUGAGAGCAAAGGGAAGCUCCAGCUGUUUCAGCUUUUCUACAAUGAGAAUAAACUGAAAUAUUUAUUAAAGUAUUUGGAAGAAAAGCAGGUCGAUACUAGUAGCCAAAAAGAGCAGCUCACACACUGUGAGUCUGAGCUGAAAGCAGCAAAGAAGGAACUCGGUAGAAUGACCAGAGAACAGCAACAUAUUGAGAAAGAAAUAAAAACAAAAGAAACCUCAUUAAAUGACUUAAGGCCUCAGUACAUAAAGGCAAAAGAAAAUACGACCCAUCAAAUAAAGAAAUCCGAAUCGACUAAAUCUUCCUUGAAGAAUAAUGAAAAGCAAUGCAAUAAACUGGAUCAGGAGAUUGUGGAGCUGGAAAUGGAAAUCAGUGCAGUUCAGGAGGCCCGGAGAGGGUUUGAGAGGAGAGUUGAAGAGGAUCAGACACAGAGGGAGGUUGAUAUUGAGUUAGAACAAAGUCAGCUAGAACAGUACAAGUCACUGAAGGACACCGCAAGGAAAAAAAGUGCUGUAUUGCAGCAGCAGCUAGAAAAACUGCACUGGGAACAAAAAGCGAACGAAGAGAAGCUAAUAAUAGAUCAGAGGAGACAGAAAGAAAUAGAGGGGAAUAAAAAGUGUGUUGAGGAGCAGAUAGAAGAAUACCACAGGCGUGAAGGAAAAUUAGAAACUUACAUUAACAAUAGCAUCAAUGCUUUGGAAGAACACAGGAGCCAGGAGGAGCAACUUGUACAUGAAAUUGAAUCAGGAAAGCAGAGAAUGUCCGAGGUCAAUGAGGAGUUGAACAAUACUGUUAGCGAACUCCAGAAUGCCCGAAUCGAUUACCAUGAGGGAAGCCGUCAGAGGAGGAAAGCGGAAAUUCUAGAGAGCCUGAAGAGAAUGUAUCCUGAUUCUGUGUACGGCAGAUUGUUUGAGCUGUGUCAUCCCAUCCAUAAAAAAUAUCAGCUUGCUGUAACCAAAGUGUUUGGCAAAUACAUGAACGGCAUUGUCGUGUCUACUGAGAAGGUGGCAAGAGACUGCAUCCGAUUCCUUAAAGAGGAAAGGGCAGAGCCAGAGACAUUCCUGUCCUUGGACUACCUGGAGAUAAAACCAAUCAAUGAAAAGCUAAGAGAAAUAAAAGGCGCAAAAAUGAUGAUUGACGUGGUGCAGUGCUCCAGCGCUUUACUGAAAAAAGCCAUUCAGUUUGUAUGUGGCAAUGGACUGAUAUGUGAGACAGUGAAGGAAGCUAAACAUAUUGCAUUUGAUGGACCUCAAAGGCUCAAAACUGUUUCUCUGGAUGGAACUUUGUUCCUGAAAUCUGGUGUGAUAUCUGGAGGAUCGAGUGAUCUACGAUUCAAAGCUAAACGCUGGGAUGAGAAAGAAAUAAAUGAUUUAAAAGAGAAGAAAGAUUCUCUGAUGAGUGAGCUGAAGGAACUAAUGAAGGUUAGGAGAAAAGAGAGCGAUUUAAAGCAACUUCAGGCACAGAUACAGGGAACACAGACACGUCUGAAGUAUUCCCAGAGUGAGCUAGAAGUUAUUAAGAAGAGACAUCUUGGCAAAUGCUUUGCGGAAAGAUCCAGGCUGGAAAGCGAGUUUGCUAAUCUUGCAUCUCAUAUCACAAUGUUAAAGGAGGAACUUGAAAGGAGAAGACUAGAAAUCGAAGAACUUCAAGAAAAAAUGAAUAAGGUGGAAGAUAAAGUGUUCAAAACUUUCUGUGAGGAGAUCGGUGUGCGUAAUAUUCGGGAUUACGAGGAGAAACACUUGAAGCAACACGAGGAGACCGAUAAAAAGAGACUAGAAUUUAGUAAUCAAAAAACACGAUUAGAAAUUCAACUGGAAUACAGCCGGGGGCAACUGAAGAAGGAGACAGAAAAGACGACAAAGCUAAAGGAGAGUUUGAGUAAAGAAGAAGAGGAAAUAGCAAAACUGAAGAAGGAAGAACAAAGAAUUCGCCUUAAAGUAGAAGAAGUUUUAUCUCAACAACAGCAACUUAAAAACCAGCUGACACUAAAGAAGUCAGAAUGUGGGGACGCUCAGAAGUUUGUUGAGGACGUACGAAAGAAGCUUCUGAAUGUAAACAGGGAAAUGGGUAAGAAGCAGAAGGAAACAAUGAUAGUAGAAAGCAAGAUAGAACAGAAAAAAUUAGAGAGACACAAUUUACUUCUGGAUUGCAAAGUGCAGGAUUUGCCAAUUCAUCUACUAGCUGGCUCCUUGGAUGAUAUUACGGAAAUUGAGUUGGAAACAGAGAGUGACAGCACGCCAGCCACUGCAGACAUCUAUGAAAGAGAGAUGAAUAUUCUCAUUGACUACAGACAUCUUCCAGAAGAUUUAAAGAACCUAGCAACAGAAAACGAAAUCUCUGCUGAACUCAUGAAAAUGCGUCAAGAGUGCAUCGCCCAUGAAAACAACUUCCUGAAAACAUCUGCCCCGAAUUUAAAAGCUAUAGAAAGACUUCAGAAUGUCACUGACAAGUUUCAUGAAACUGCAGAUGCUUUUGAGGCCAGCAGAAGGAAAGCGAGUCAAUGUAGGAAUGAAUUUGAGCAGGUGAAACACAGGAGAUAUGAGCUUUUUAGCCAGUGUUUUGAGCAUGUAUCUUUAGCUAUCGAUGAGAUCUACAAGAAACUCUGCAGAAAUGCCAGCGCUCAGGCCUUCCUCAGUCCAGAAAAUCCAGAAGAGCCUUACCUAGAUGGGAUCGGUUAUAACUGUGUUGCACCAGGAAAGCGCUUUAUGCCGAUGGACAACCUGUCUGGUGGAGAGAAAUCUGUGGCCGCACUAGCCUUAGUGUUUGCUAUUCACAGCUUCCGUCCUGCACCAUUCUUCAUUUUAGAUGAAGUUGAUGCGGCUUUAGACAACAGUAACAUUGGAAAAGUCACAAGUUACAUCAGAGAGCAGUCCAGAGAGCAGAUUCAGAUAGUGGUGAUUUCCCUGAAAGAGGAGUUUUAUUCCAAGGCUGAUGCCCUGAUCGGAGUGUGCACAGAGCAUGAAGAAUUAUGUAGCGAAGUGCUGACUCUGGACCUGACUGCUUAUGAAGAGGAUGACGAGGAAGAGGGAGAAGACACUGACCGUAAACCAUAAGAGCUGAUGCUCCUCCGGUUAUACAUGAAUUAAUUCACUUAUAAGUUUCUGUUCUUAUUUACUGGAGUCCUGUAUAUUUACAAGCAUUUGCCAUUUUGGAAAGAGUUGUUCUGUUGUUACAUAUAUUACUUUAGUUAUGUCAUUCACUUGGUUUUAUGGAUGUCAGGAAAUCUGUAUUUCUGUUAAAAUUACAUUUAUGAGUAAUUUGUCUUGUCUGACGCUGAAAUAGGGAAA